This is a messenger RNA of Amoebophrya sp. A25, 657 nucleotides long. The record is from the annotation of a GenBank genome assembly. NCBI's taxonomy places the organism in Eukaryota, Dinophyceae, Syndiniales, Amoebophryaceae.
CUCCGGAACACGAAGCGGGCUCGGCUAAUCUGUUGUAUACGACGGGCCGGUUUGCCACCAAGCAGCAGAUUUUCUGUUACAUCAUGCUGCUGUUGCAGGACAUGGAGCGUGACCGACAUUCGCACUGUGCUGCGGUUCAAAACCUCCUCCGAGGUUACGCGUUGCAGGUCUUUCCGGCGGCGUUGUCACAUGCUUCUGCGGCUGAGGAUGCGAACGGAGGAGAUGUCCCGUCCUCUAGCGCCUCUUCACCAUUUUCGUCCAAGAGCGGUGGAAAGACUACAUCUUCACAUAAAAAGUCUUCGGACAUGCGAGAUCGCAUCCUGAAGUUCCUCAUUCAGCAGACGUUGCACGUGAGCGAUCAGCUGCGUGACAAGAUCUUAGCGAAGGUUGUGUACAGUGUGGUUCGCAAUCUCGAACAACUCGUAGAAGAGACAGGCUUUCCGCUCUACUAUGAUGCCGAUGCCGACCAGCAAAAGGCAGUAGACUUGGAUGUGAAACUGCAAGUGGGAGGUGCUAGUGGUAACGGCGCAGGUGGAAGUAGUAAAAAAACGCCCCAGGUCCAAGGUAUUCACGUAUGGUCCUCAGUGGACGACCUGUCCGAGGGCGAUUUCCACAGUGCUUCUGCUUUUCUAACUGACGCUAAAAGCGCCGCAGAGG